AUGAGGUACCUGAAAGAGUGCAGGCUACUCUGCUGUGUGUACCUUUUGGUAGCAGGGAUUGGAACAUUGGCCUUGAGGAACAACAAAGUUGACGGGGGUACCCUAGAUAUACAGGGGAAGCCAGAAGGGAGAGAAGGUGUGAAGGAGCAAAAAGAGGCUUCGAAUAAGAACAACAUUCUGGACAGUAUCGUGAUCCCGCAAGAUGCAUUAGAAAGUGCCAAAAGUGUGUGCGAGGGUGUUGUAAUAAAAGGUAAGGAAUUUAAAGAAUUCUGCAAGAACACAUUUUUUUUCAAAGAAAUCCAGCUUAUAAAAAAGAACGAGCCGAAUCUGUAUGGACAGAUAUCAGGUGAAUCGUAUGAAAGCACAGAUACCUCUAGCUUCCAGGUCCUAAAAGAUGAGGGAGAUAAGAAGGUCGUAAUGGAGAACGACAAACACAAUCCGAAGAUAUCCAUUCUUUUUUUAUUUCAAAAAAUGUGCGUUGGGGGAAUCCCUCUGGCGUGCACUAACAUACUCAAAGUGGACAACAUGUUUGACGUGAAUCAGACUGAGCAGCAAGGUGGGGGCAGUGCGGACAAGGCGGAAGAGGAAGAAGUGGAAAGUGAAAUAACAGGCUCGGCGGAGGAGGGAAGCCAGGGGGUCUCGGAAAGCGUCACGGACCUGACCGAGGAGAAGAGUUGA
Messenger RNA from Plasmodium inui San Antonio 1, 678 nucleotides. RefSeq lists its product as hypothetical. The record is from RefSeq and is a predicted model, not a curated record. The transcript has a single exon. Lineage: Eukaryota; Apicomplexa; Aconoidasida; Haemosporida; Plasmodiidae. The coding region runs from base 1 to 678 and encodes 225 amino acids.